Eriocheir sinensis (Chinese mitten crab) is the source of this 853-nucleotide messenger RNA. RefSeq lists its product as uncharacterized. The record is from RefSeq and is a predicted model, not a curated record. NCBI's taxonomy places the organism in Eukaryota, Metazoa, Arthropoda, Malacostraca, Decapoda, Varunidae. Bases 21 to 407 code for a protein of 128 amino acids. The transcript has 4 exons.
ACUUCAUCAUUCCCGACAAGAUGCUUCAGGAGAGCAUUGAGAGGGCCAGGCGCGACAUCACCAACAUGAGGGACUCCGAGUGGAACCUCUGGGAAGCACCACACACACCAACUGACCCAGGACCCAGAACGAAGCGACAGACUAACUCCCGACCCAGACUGACCCCAAGCGGACACCCCAGGACGCAACGCCCGACCUGGGGGGGCCAACGCGUGACCCCUGACCUCAUGCAAGCGCUGGUGGGCAGGGGGUCGGAAGCGCAGGGGAGUGAGGACUUGAAGUUGAGUCCGAGGGUUAUGCGGGAGGCCGAGGAGCUUCUGACGGAUUGCUUUAGCGCGGGUGUCAAGGCUUGGGGGAUUAUGAGGCAACACGAACGGCAGCUGUGGCAGAAACGUCAGGCAGCAUAAGGGCACGAAAAACACGCGCAGCUGACCGCCAGCUGAAGGACUACUGAAUCCGGGUCACCAAGCAGCGUCCUCGACCUGAUGGAAGUGUUGGCAAACAUUGACGUGAGCGACAUCAUGGAAAUCCCCAGUGUGUUUGAGUGUGACGACCAGACCUGCCUUGCGACCAUACACCACGAUUCCGUACGGCGACAGGAUGGUGCAAUAACCUGAAUUUCCCGUCCUUCGGCAAGUCAUUCCGGGCCAAGAGUCGUCUGUUGAGGCCCUCCUAUGAAGGUGGGCUAUCAAAACCCUGAGCUACGUCAAUCACAGGUCAGCCGCUUCCCUCCCCUCGGCUAAUCUCUACGAACAUGCACAACGAUGUCUCGGCUCCUCAUGUUCGCUACACCCUCAUGGUCAUGCAAUGGGGGCAGCUUAUCCACCAUGACAUCAUCUUCACGCCCAUCAAC